Messenger RNA from Xyrauchen texanus (razorback sucker), 1454 nucleotides. RefSeq lists its product as uncharacterized. Bases 126 to 938 code for a protein of 270 amino acids. NCBI's taxonomy places the organism in Eukaryota, Metazoa, Chordata, Actinopteri, Cypriniformes, Catostomidae. The record is from RefSeq and is a predicted model, not a curated record. The transcript is spliced from 2 exons.
AUUUAAAGUGAAAUUCGGCCUCUGGGGUCGUUUUAAUCCCCCUUUCAGGACAAUCGAUCGAUCUCGUUCGAGAAUAAGGACUGUGUUAAAAAGAACACCCAGAGUCCCAAAAGACAAGAAAAGCGAUGACUUCUACACCUUCUGCUUCUGCAUUAUCGGCUGUUCUCCGGUGUCAGGGGAAUAUACUUGCCCGAAAACAGGCGAACAAGAAGCGACCUACGGAUUCAGUGUAUGGGCUCGUGGUGGCUUAUGGAGCGAACUCCGAUUCGCGUCACGGACUAUUGGACAACUCUUAUUUUCGCGCUCUAUGGGGAUUCAUAUUUCACAGGGAGCGCGUGGAGAUUCCAGGAGUUUUGUCCAUUACGGCGAGAUUUCAAACUCGCGUUUCAAGAAAAUCUACUACAAUAAAUAGUGGAUGCACAGAUCAUUUGGUCAAAAGCCCUUCAACAGAAAAGACUGGGAACUGUGAGUGUUGUAAAAUGCUCAAUAUGAAAGUAUCGAGUGCAAACCAAUGCCCAAAGACGAAACUGAAGUCAGACUAUUACAUUUCUGCCUUUAAUUCUAAAGUUUAUAGUCUUUUGUCCAAAAACAACAACCUUGUUCUUCGACUUGAAGGCAGGUAUUUCCGACAACUAUGCUCAGAAUAUCCAAUGACUUUUUGUAUUUGUAUUGUUUGUGCUCAAAGAAAGAGCAUAAUCAACCAAAACGAAGUGGACUCGAUAUUUUCUCUUAGCUUAUUGUCGAUGUUAAAGAAAAGACUGAUACAUUUAACAGCAGCAGUGUCUGACAUAGUGCGGGCAAAACUUGGAAUAGACUGGAAGAGGAACCAGUUCCAUCCGGAUUUUGAUAUGCCAUGUCGGUGUGUCAACUGUAUUUCCGAUCACCAUAAGGAGGAAGAAUCUAAGAUGCUGGAAGGAGCCUCUGAACCUGGGCAUUAAGUCUUCAGCUGCAUACCAUAUGGAUAAUAUAUCACACAAAUGCACCUUUAUAAAUUACUUCAUUAAGACAAAAUUAGUGUUUGAUAGAUUUACUGUAAGAUUUACGCACUCCAAUUUCAUAACAAAAUUCUGUCAAAUUGAAUUUAGUUAUCUUUGAUAAAAUAACAUAAAAAAACUAUAAUGUAAAAUUUUAUGAAAUUAAAUGUUGUUACACAUUAUUUAAUUCAAUACGAUGUGUACAUCUUAAUAAUAGGCUUUUGAUUGCAGAUAGAUUGAUGUAAUUGCAUUUUAUGUUCUGUCUGGCUCUGUCUUGUAUGAUUGUUUGGUGGAUGUAUAGUUUUUGUUUACUUCACACUUGAUUUUGCACAUGAAUUUUCCCUUUGGGACAAACAAAAUAACAAGCCAUGGGCAACUUUUAUGCUGACAUAACUUUUUUGAACGGUUAAAAGGAUAAAAAUAAAGCAUAAUAUUAUUGAGUAAACAUAUCAAUUCAAACUGAGUCUGCAGUGUGUCUGA